AUGGUGGUGGUACCCCCCACCGCCACUGCCACCACCGCACCUGCUGCUGCUGUCACAGCCACUGUUGUGAUGACCACAGCCACCAUGGACCUGCGGGACUGGCUGUUCCUCUGCUACGGGCUCAUCGCCUUCCUGACAGAGGUCAUCGACAGCACCACCUGCCCCUCGGUGUGCCGCUGCGACAAUGGCUUCAUCUACUGCAACGACCGGGGGCUCACCUCCAUCCCCGCAGACAUCCCUGAUGAUGCCACCACCCUCUACCUGCAGAACAACCAGAUCAACAAUGCCGGCAUCCCCCAGGACCUCAAGACCAAGGUCAGCGUGCAGGUCAUCUACCUGUAUGAGAACGACCUGGACGAGUUUCCCAUCAACCUGCCCCGUUCCCUGCGGGAGCUGCACCUGCAGGAUAACAAUGUGCGCACCAUCGCCAGGGACUCGCUGGCCCGCAUCCCACUGCUGGAGAAGCUGCACCUGGAUGACAACUCCGUGUCCACUGUCAGCAUCGAGGAGGACGCCUUCGCUGACAGCAAACAGCUCAAGCUGCUCUUCCUGAGCCGCAACCACCUGAGCAGCAUCCCCUCGGGGCUGCCCCACACGCUGGAGGAGCUGCGCCUGGAUGACAACCGCAUCUCUACCAUCCCGCUGCACGCCUUCAAGGGCCUCAACAGCCUGCGGCGCCUGGUGCUGGAUGGCAACCUGCUGGCCAACCAGCGCAUCGCUGAUGACACCUUCAGCCGCCUGCAGAACCUGACGGAGCUCUCGCUGGUGCGCAACUCGCUGGCCGCACCGCCCCUCAACCUGCCCAGCGCCCACCUGCAGAAGCUCUAUCUGCAGGACAAUGCCAUCAGCCAUGUCCCCUACAACACGCUGGCCAAGAUGCGUGAACUGGAACGGCUAGACCUAUCCAACAACAACCUCACCACGCUGCCCCGUGGUCUGUUUGACGACCUGGGCAACCUGGCCCAGCUGCUGCUCAGGAACAACCCCUGGUUCUGCGGCUGUAACCUCAUGUGGCUGCGGGACUGGGUGAAGGCGCGAGCGGCCGUGGUCAACGUGCGGGGCCUCAUGUGCCAGGGACCCGAGAAGGUCCGGGGCAUGGCCAUCAAGGACAUCACCAGCGAGAUGGACGAGUGCUUUGAGACGGGCUCGCAGGGCGGUGUAGACCACACAGCCGCCAAGACCACGGCCAGCAACCACGCCUCUGCCACCACACCCCAGGGCUCACUGUUCACCCUCAAGGCCAAGAAGCCAGGGCUGCGCCUCCCCGACUCCAACAUUGAUUACCCCAUGGCCACGGGCGAGGGCGCCAAGACCCUGAUCAUCCAUGUGAAGCCCCUGACAGCAGACUCCAUCCACAUCACGUGGAAAGCUAUGCUUCCUGCCUCCUCCUUCCGGCUCAGCUGGCUGCGCCUGGGCCAUAGCCCAGCUGUGGGCUCCAUCACAGAGACCCUGGUGCAGGGGGACAAGACGGAGUACCUGCUCACCGCCCUGGAGCCCAAGUCCACCUACAUCAUCUGCCUGGUCACCAUGGAAACUGGCAACACCUAUGUGGCCGACGAGACGCCUGUGUGUGCCAAGGCAGAGACAGCCGACAGCCAUGGCCCCACCACCACGCUCAACCAGGAGCAGAACGCUGGCUCCAUGGUGGGCCUGCCCCUGGCAGGCAUCAUUGGGGGCGCCGUGGCGCUUGUCUUCCUCUUCCUGGUCCUGGGUGCCAUCUGCUGGUAUGUGCACCGGGCUGGGGAGCUGCUGACCCGGGAGAGGGCCUAUAACCGGGGCAGCAGGAAAAAGGACGAUUACAUGGAGUCAGGGACCAAGAAAGAUAAUUCCAUCCUGGAAAUCCGUGGCCCUGGGCUGCAGAUGCUGCCCAUCAAUCCCUACCGCGCCAAAGAGGAGUACGUGGUCCACACCAUCUUCCCCUCCAAUGGCAGCAGCCUCUGCAAGGGCACACACACCAUCGGCUACGGCACCACGCGGGGCUACCGGGACGGCGGCAUCCCCGACAUAGACUACUCCUACACAUGA
This is a messenger RNA of Cynocephalus volans (Philippine flying lemur), 2025 nucleotides long. It is a transcript of the gene FLRT1, whose product is annotated as fibronectin leucine rich transmembrane protein 1. Gene Ontology annotation, molecular function: protein binding. The coding region runs from base 1 to 2025 and encodes 674 amino acids. The record is from RefSeq and is a predicted model, not a curated record. Lineage: Eukaryota; Metazoa; Chordata; Mammalia; Dermoptera; Cynocephalidae. The transcript has a single exon.